Hyaloscypha bicolor E is the source of this 643-nucleotide messenger RNA. RefSeq lists its product as uncharacterized. Bases 61 to 435 code for a protein of 124 amino acids. Lineage: Eukaryota; Fungi; Ascomycota; Leotiomycetes; Helotiales; Hyaloscyphaceae. The record is from RefSeq and is a predicted model, not a curated record. The transcript has 2 exons.
ACGUUCUUCACUUCUUUACCAGCACGUUUACUUCCAAUCCUGCAACAACAGUGUUCAAGCAUGGCCCCCUCUGUCCUCGGCAUCGGCAUCCCUGCUACCUCUGAUAUGGUCCCGUUGCUCGCACGAGGUUCUCUGCAAAAAUCGCUCAACGUUAUGGAAGCUGACAUGAACGCCUCUCCUUACGAUUGGGAAAUGCUGUAUAUCACGCCAGAUAUGGCAUUUGACCUCUGCACUACUAAGCUUCGUGAGAAGAUGUGGGAUGUUGUCAUGAUUGGAAUGGGCAUACGGAAGACCGAUGCGGUUGUACCGUUCUUCGAAUGCAUCGUCAAUGCCGUUCAUAAGGAGCUGCCAGAGGCAAAAUUUGCUUUCAGCAACAGCAUCGAAAAGACGCGGGAAGCUGUUGAUCGUGUGUUGGCUAGUGAAGAAGAUAGGUAAACGCAAUGGUGAGCGAGCUUUUAAAGAGGUCCGAAGAUUUCCACAUCAGUGCAUUAAAAGGGCCAAUGCGCAAUGAGAAGCAGGAGGGAAAAUCUCGGAAGGCAUUCUUUUUUUGUUACAAAUCGAGGUGCAAAAGGACUUGCACUUGAUACCGACCUUAGGAACCAAUGCUAUCAGAUUCAAGAUCUUCACAAGGCACAGUUUUCAC